Penicillium oxalicum is the source of this 417-nucleotide messenger RNA. RefSeq names its product complex I NDUFA12 subunit family protein. Gene Ontology annotation, biological process: response to oxidative stress; mitochondrial respiratory chain complex I assembly. The transcript has 7 exons. Gene Ontology annotation, cellular component: membrane. Lineage: Eukaryota; Fungi; Ascomycota; Eurotiomycetes; Eurotiales; Aspergillaceae. The coding region runs from base 1 to 417 and encodes 138 amino acids. The record is from RefSeq and is a predicted model, not a curated record.
AUGUCGACCGUAUUGAGGACGCUGCGCAACAUUCGCCGAAUCGGCCUGAAGGAGUAUGCCCACCAAAUGCAGAAUAUUGGUGAUACCAAAGCCGGAACCCUAAUUGGAACCGAUCGCUUCGGCAACAAGUUCUACGAGAACAUGGAAGAAGAGCUGCCUCUUCGAACACGAUGGGUCGAUUACAAGACCAACUGGCCAGAGUAUCAGCCUGACCAAAUUGAGCCUGGCUGGCAUGCUUGGAUCUCCUACAUGGUCGACACUCCUCCAUCUGCUGACAAGCUCCUUCAGCCCGGUCAGCGUACCUGGGAGAUCCCAGAGCACCGCGUCAACCCAACCUUGAGCCGUGCUGCGUUCAAGACCUACUCUACCACCCGUCCUAAGUACUCUGCUUGGACCCCUGUGGCUGCCCCGCGAUAA